AUGCGACAGUGGCCGACAAGCAAGUUCGAAGGCCAUAUCGUCGGACUUGCAGGUAGAUGGCUGGAACCCAAGCGGACUUUGGGUGAAACACAUGGAAGCUGUUGGACUGAGAUUAGCUUUGGGUUUCCUGUCUUCGACCGCGCCGAGCGCGAAACUGCAAUUUUGGGAAGCCUGAAGCCAGAAGAGCUCUUGAACCUCUUUGAGAUGCACUUGGCACCAGGCGGUUCUGGUAGAGCCUGCGCUGUCACGGCGGUGGUGCCAUGGGCAGUCGGCGAAGUGCACAUAAACGAGCUGUGCGAGUCCGUUUCAAAGUUUCACCUGACAGUCUCCACGGUCACGUGCGAGCAUGACUUUCACUCUCGAAGCCGGUUCCAUCAGCGCAGAGAUGGAAGCGCUGUGCAAGCUUCAAGCAAGGUGGUGUGA
Molecule: messenger RNA, 423 nt
Organism: Symbiodinium natans
Lineage: Eukaryota; Dinophyceae; Suessiales; Symbiodiniaceae
Source: the annotation of a GenBank genome assembly